Solanum dulcamara is the source of this 1062-nucleotide messenger RNA. RefSeq lists its product as uncharacterized. The transcript has a single exon. The coding region runs from base 80 to 931 and encodes 283 amino acids. The record is from RefSeq and is a predicted model, not a curated record. NCBI's taxonomy places the organism in Eukaryota, Viridiplantae, Streptophyta, Magnoliopsida, Solanales, Solanaceae.
UCUCAACAAGGUUAGAUAUAUUUCUUUUCUCCCCAUCCCGUCUCUAUCUCUUUCCCAAAUUUAGGGUUUGAUCAGCAACAUGGAUGUUGAGGCAGCGGAGAUCCAAGACUGGGAGAUGCUUCCGUCGAACCGGGCUUCUGACUCGGAACCGUUAGCUACGGACGGUUCAGCCGAAAACACGAACGGUGUCGAUGAAGUUGGAUCUGAGACGAUCGGUGUGAUUCAACCCAAUUACUUCUCUCUAGACUCUCAAAUCAGGUAUAUGAGUACCUUUACUGGUGCGGAUGGAAGCGAGGAGGACUCUGAAAAAUCGGAUAAUCCGAGUUGGAUUGAUCCCGGUUCUGAAAACAACGAGUUAACCAUGAAUACUUGUCGCGAAUUCUGGUCGGAUUCCGGCAGUGAAGUUGAGGGUAAAAAUGAAUUGGUUUUUGAAGAGAUGAAAAGUGAAAAUGUUGAUGAAUUUUUGCCGGAUUCUAUGAAAUUUGGUGCUGAUGCUGGACAAAAUAGGCAUCUACAAGAGGUUUCUGUUGAAGAAAAUCAGGAUAAUGGAAAUUUUGAAGGCGAACAUAAUGGAAAUGUUGAAGGUGAACAGAGGGAUGCAGGGGACCAAAAGAAGAACCUAGUGUGUUGGUGGAAGGUGCCAAUACAACUUGUCAAGUAUUGUGCUGCUUUUAGAGUUAGCCCUGUGUGGACAUUUUCUGUUGCUGCUGCUAUGGCUCUUGUUCUUUUGGGUCGUAGAUUGUAUAAGAUGAAGAAAAAGACCAAGCCAUUGGAGCUCAAAGUAACUGUGGAUCACAAGAAAGUUUCUCAGUUCACCAGCCGUGCUGCACGUCUUAACGAAGCAUUCUCUAUUGUGAAGCGGGUUCCUCUGAUUCGCCCACAGUUGCCAGCCGCUGGAGACACAAUGUGGCCUGUAAUGAGUUUGAGAUAGGCUGUAAUAUUUCUCCAUUUGAUAUAUUGUGUUGCUUCUGCGCUUGUAUAAUCUACUAUGUUUACUACUGUUGUUUGAUAUCAAACCUAUGUAUAUUCACUGGCCACAGAAAUUGCAUAAUUAAUUGCUUA